AUGAAUCUGGUCAGGAAUUUCAGACCGGUACUGUUUCACAGAUCGAGAUUCUUAGCCAGACCCAUCGUCAACAGAAUGCCAUUGGUUACCAUAUCCUCCUCCAUCAAGGAUGCCCUCAUCCAGAAUGAAAUCAUCCCCACGGUCAUCAAGGAUGAACAAUUCGUGCCUAAGGGUUUGCUGAUCAUAUCAUACGGUGAUGGAAAAGACGUUGUGAUGGGAAACAAGCUGACUCCCGAGAAAACCCAGGAGACACCCAAGAUUUCGUUUGCCCCAAACACAGACGAUUCAGCAGCAAUUGACCCCAAAGAUCGAUUCACGUUGAUUCUGACAGACCCAGAUGCCCCAACCAAGGGCGACAAGACUUGGUCUGAAUACUGCCACUACGUUGUGAAGGAUUUAGAGCCAUCCCACUUCGAUGACCUGUCUUCCAACGGUGUGACGCUGGCCCCUUACAUUGGCCCAGGGCCUCCACCAAAGACCAAGUUCCACAGAUACGUCUUCUUGCUGUAUAAGCAAUUGGGCUCCUCACCCGAGGCUCCAAAGGACAGGCCCAACUGGGGAACUGGUGUUCCAGGUUCAGGCGCAGACGACUACGCCUCCAAGCACGGGUUGGAACUGUGGGCUGUUAACUUUUUCUUCGCACAGAACAAGGACAACUAA
Messenger RNA from Kuraishia capsulata CBS 1993, 660 nucleotides. RefSeq lists its product as uncharacterized. Gene Ontology annotation, biological process: regulation of Ras protein signal transduction; regulation of proteolysis. NCBI's taxonomy places the organism in Eukaryota, Fungi, Ascomycota, Pichiomycetes, Pichiales, Pichiaceae. Gene Ontology annotation, molecular function: phospholipid binding; peptidase inhibitor activity. Bases 1 to 660 code for a protein of 219 amino acids. The record is from RefSeq and is a predicted model, not a curated record. The transcript has a single exon.